GGAGAAAAGUCGGCUGUUGAGAGGAAAACAAAAACGCGAGCGAGCGGGGCCUCUCCCUGUGUGGGCGGCCAACUCGAGGGAGAAAGGAAAGGGAAACGGCCCUCUUCCUCGUAAACGAAAGUUGACUUUGACGCAGCGGGCUAUAAAAGCUGCAAUUUGGACACUGGCUCGGCGGCAGUCGAAGGCGCGACGUUUCUUCACGAUGUCGUACACAGUGGUUUUCUUUGAUCUGGAGACAACUGGACUGGACACUCAAAAGUGCGAUAUCAUCCAGAUCGCGGCCAUCUGCGACAGACGGGUCUUCAACACCUAUGUCGUCCCCCGCUGCGCACCUACCAAGGAGGCCAGCGACGUAACGGGUUUCUCGCUGGCGAACGGCCGUCUCUUCCGCCACGGGAAACCCAUGGACACCGUCCCACUCCGCCAGGCUCUCGAUUCUUUCAUGGAGUUCCUAUCCUCUUUCUGCGGGCCGCUGUACCUGGCCGCCCACAACGCCAACCGCUUUGACGCGCCCGUCCUGAACCGGGUGCUGAGGGAAUUCUCCCUCCUGCACCCGUUUCAGAGUGUCGUGUCCGCAUACCUGGACACCUUUCUGCUCAGCAAGAGGAUGUUGCGCAAUUUCUAUAGCUACUCCUUGGCGUACAUGGUGCAGUACUUCCUGGGCAAAUCCUACGACGCCCACAACGCACUAGAGGAUGCCAGGAUGCUGCAGGAGCUGUUUCGGGUGUGGAAGCCGGACAGAAAGGACGUGUUGAAUUGCUUGAUCUAGAGCACACUUCCUAUCUAAGCCCUGGAGGUCAGAUCCAGUUGGCCACGUCACUUUUGGGCACUCACUAAUCAAAUCAUGUGUCUGCUUUAUCUUUGGCAAGAAUCUGUAACCAAAUUGCAUUUUCCUCAUCUAUAAUCAGCAUUUUUUUCCCCUAUAUUUUGCUUGUCACAAUUUUCAGUUCCCUAAUUGCAUGACUUGAAUUUCAAAAUUUCCUGACCAAAAAGUGAAGAAAACAUUUUUUUAAGAAACAUGCCAAGCAGAAUAGUAAGUUUGCCGCUAGGAUUUAUUUUUUGCCUCAACCUAUAGAAUAACCAAAAAUACCCCCAAAUAUUCAUGGCAAAAAUCAUAAUUUAUAAAAAUAGAACUGAGAAACAGCCGUGAGUAACGCUGACACACGGUAUGGCGUGAGUUGAACGUCAGUGGCUUUUCAACAUGGCCCGGUGGUUUAUUUCCAGACUUCUGUGGACCAAAUACAGCACAAGUGAAAAACUCAAGGCCUUUUGGCCUCAUGUCAUGUUCUACGGCCUGCAAAACCUUGUCACUUUUUUCUUGCCCAAAAUGGCAAUUAUGCAAUAUUAGGGUUCCCACAAGUGGUGAAAUAUAAUAGUUUGAAAAGUUUUCCUGUUAUAUGUAAUUUAAUCUGACUUAAAGUCCUUUUAUAUUUGUCUAUGGUUUUUAUUAGCUGACAGUAUUGACACUGAAAAGGACACUAGAAUGAUAACUGAACCCACAACUUUCACCCACACUUUACCACUGAAAUUAGAUGCUUUGUUUUUUUCAUUUAUAAUUGACUUUGUGAUUUGUGAUCAUUUCAUUUAAAGAGCUUUUAUAUGUGUUGUAGGUGACGAACGAGGCAAAUAUAUGAAUUCUGAGAACUAUAUUUGUAUAUGCAUUGCUAUGAUUUAUCUUUAUAUCAUUUUUUAAACUGGAUAAAAAAAUUAUAUUCAUUCUA
This is a messenger RNA of Syngnathus typhle (broad-nosed pipefish), 1721 nucleotides long. RefSeq names its product DNA polymerase III PolC-type-like. The coding region runs from base 203 to 769 and encodes 188 amino acids. Gene Ontology annotation, molecular function: nucleic acid binding; 3'-5'-DNA exonuclease activity. The transcript has 3 exons. Gene Ontology annotation, biological process: DNA catabolic process. NCBI's taxonomy places the organism in Eukaryota, Metazoa, Chordata, Actinopteri, Syngnathiformes, Syngnathidae. The record is from RefSeq and is a predicted model, not a curated record. Gene Ontology annotation, cellular component: cytoplasm.